AUGGUACAUUCGAAGAAGUUCCGAGGUGUCCGCCAGCGUCAAUGGGGUUCUUGGGUCUCUGAGAUUCGUCAUCCUCUCCUGAAGAGAAGAGUGUGGCUAGGAACAUUCAACACGGCAGAAGAAGCGGCUAGAGCCUACGACCAAGCCGCUAUUCUAAUGAACGGCCAAAACGCAAAGACCAACUUUCCCGUCAUCAAAUCCAACGGCUCAGUUUCUCCCGACGUUAACUCUCAUCAGUUAUCGGAACUCCUAAACGCUAAGCUAAGGAAGAACUGUAAAGACCAGACACCUUAUCUCACGUGUCUCCGCUUAGACAACGACAGCUCGCACAUUGGCGUCUGGCAGAAACGCGCCGGGUCGACAACAAGCCAAAACUGGGUCAAGCUUGUUGAGCUCGGCGACGGUGUCAACGCAAGUGCCGGUGAUAUUGGGAUUAAUAAGAUGAAGAAAGGUAUCAAUGAAGUUGAGGAAGAAGAUCACGUGGCAAUGCAGAUGAUAGAGGAGCUUCUUAAUUGGACAUGUCCUGCUUCUGCAUCUAUUUCAGGUCUUAAUUAGAUAAAUAUAGCAAAAAAAGAGGGAAAAUAAUUUCAGUUAAAUACUUUACGAGUGUAUGAUAACCUAUAUAUCGAAAUAAG
Molecule: messenger RNA, 635 nt
Organism: Eruca vesicaria subsp. sativa (arugula)
Lineage: Eukaryota; Viridiplantae; Streptophyta; Magnoliopsida; Brassicales; Brassicaceae
Source: the annotation of a GenBank genome assembly